GCUUGUGAUUGCUUUUUGACAUCUCUAACAUCAUUUUGUGACUCCCUUCGGACCAGGAAAAUGCACGCAGCUGUAAUCCUGUUGGUGUUCAUGUGCCUGAUGCCCACCACUCAUGCAGAUCAUCAUCACCAUCAACAGCCCUGUCGUAACUGCAAACUCAACGUCCAAUUAUAGCAAUUAUAUUCAACAUUAUAAAACAUUUUAUAAACUCAAGCACUUUUAAUAUCUUAGAAGUGGUCUAUUAUGGGACCGGCGUAGCUAACAUUAGGUGAUCAGAAAACUCUUUGUUGCACAAUUUAGACACGACCACGAUUUUAUCCAGGCUGCCAUCAGGAUUUUUAAAAGAAAACUUUCCACCCCACAAGCUCACUGCGUCUCGUCUUCCUUCACUGUUCACUAAAACUUUCUUGUGCGCUGACAUCAUUCAGUGCCUCCUAUGCAUCGUCAUCGCAGCUAGAAAAGAGACUUUAGGUUCAUUAUCGCCACCUACUGGACUGGAGUGUGCAUCAGUGGUACCGGUGUGCCAGAAAUUAGGGAACUGAGAAAGAUUUACCCAACGUAACAGGACUCAUGACUGUGAUGGACCUACAGGAUCCAGUGAAGGCAUUGGGUGGAUUCACCUACGACUCAACGGGCAACAAACUACGGUUCAGAUCAAACGAGAACUUCCCCAACGCUUCACGACAUCUGGAUCUGCUGAUGUUUUUCGAAGAGGGGAUAUUCUACGAGAUUAACAGCAAGAACCAGAGCUGUGAGAAGAAAAAACUGCACUACAACCACCACGCUCUACGUAUUCCCGAGGAUGCCCAAUUCCUGGCUACGAUGAAUUUAGGGAAUCCAUCUAUUGUUGGAGAGGGAUUAGAAUUCAGCAUGUGGGAAGGGUCAGUGGCCGACAACACAGGCAAAUAUGUAAUUUCUGUAACUAAGGGAUGUUUGCCUGUGAGCAUCCUCUACUACAGGAAGUCUACAACAGUCAUUUUCAGCUUCAUGAACCUUGAAAGCGGGAUCAAGAACCCUGAGGUCCUCGAGGUGCCUUCCUUUUGUGGGGGACUUUCUGUGGAGGAGACAUCUAACGGGACAGUAAACAGUUUCCUCGACCUGUUCAUGUAGAAGAAGAAGCCCCAGCAGCAGAUUAAAUUAAACCCCUAUCAGAGCAUGUACGGGCACAACUGUAGACUUUUCUCUCCUACUUGUGACACUGCAUCACAUCUGUUUCCAUCACAUCUUCCCACUUAAAUCCCUACAAAGAUAUGACUUUGAACAGCUCAAAUACACUGCAAGUGCAAAAAAAAAAAGUCGUGCACUGUAAUAUUUUGUUGGACCACCUUUAGCUUUGAUUAUGGCAAACAUUUGCUGUGUUUCAAUAAGCUUCUGCAAUGUCACACCAUUUACUUCUGUCCAGAGUUGGAUUAAUUUUUCACCAAGAUCUUAUAUUGAUGAUAGGAGAGUCGGACAAAGUCUUCUCCAGAAAAUCCCAAAGACUCUCAGUGGGAUCUGGUUUGUGAAAAUGAUGUCUCAGGCUCCCUGAUCCACUCAUUCACAAUGUGAGCCCCAUGAAUCCUGGCACUGUCAUCUUGGAACAUGUCCAUGCCAUCAUCGAAGAAAAACUCCAUUGAUGGAAAGACCUGGUCAUUCAGUAUAUUCAGGUAGUCAGCUGACCUCAUUCUUUGGGAACAUAACGUUGCUGAACCUGACCAACCCCAGAUCAUAACCCUAACCCUCACAGGCUGGUAGGCACUAGGCAUGAUGAGAGCAUCACUUCAUCUGCCUCUCUUCUUACCCUGAUGAACCCAUCUGCUGGUUUAUCUUUGACUCCUCUGGACACUACACCUACUAUCAGGCAUGUAGGUGGCAGUAUCAUCAUACUAUCAAUUUAAGUGACUCAAGUCUGAGACAGAAAGACGACAGAUUUAGUGGAACUGCACCAAUUCAGGUGCAGUUCCACUAAAUUUGUCGUCUUUCUGACAAGGUGCUUCACGUUCUUGAUGGGUUCAAGUCAGGACUUUGGGGAGACCAGUCUAGAACCUUCAUUCUAGCCUGAUGGAACCAUUUCUUUACCACGUCUGAUGUGUUUUUGGGCUCGUUGUCUUGUUGAAACAUCCAACUGUGUCCAAGAUCAACCUCCUGCUGAUGGUUUUGGGUUUUCUUGAAGAACAUGGAUGUAAUCCUCCUUUAUUAUUCCCUUUGCUUUGUGUAAAGCUCCAGUUCCACAGAGCAUAAUACUCCCACCACCAUGCUUGGUGGUAGGUUUGGUGUUCUUGGGAUUAAAGAAAGUCCAAGACCUGCCUAAGAAAGUCUGAAACCAGUCCUCAAGAAGUCUUAAACCAGUCCUCAAGAAGUCUUAAACCAUGACCAAAAUUAAACCUAAAUUACUCCUAAAAAGUCCAAGACAUUGUAAAACCAGUCCUAAACUAGUCCUGACAAGGUCUAAAACCAGGAUCAAAAUCAAACCUAAACCAGUCCAAAAAAAUUUUCAAAACCAGUCAGAAUAGAGUCUGAAACCAGUCCUAAAAAAGUCAAAAACCAGCACAAAGUCAGGACCAAAACCAAACCUAAACUAGUGCACCUAUCACUUUGGAACAGGGUACAUCUGGACUAGAAGGCAAAAUUGAAGCGUUUUUUUUUUCCAUUUAACCUCACUAAUUAGUGGUUUUCUUAUUGUUACACAGCAGUUUAGUCCCAAUCCCUGGAGUUCCCUUCACAUUGCACAUGUUGGAAUGCUUUACUUUCACUAUUAAACAUAUCCGUGAGUUCUA
This is a messenger RNA of Amphiprion ocellaris (clown anemonefish), 2756 nucleotides long. RefSeq names its product ependymin-1-like. The coding region runs from base 571 to 1110 and encodes 179 amino acids. Gene Ontology annotation, molecular function: calcium ion binding. Gene Ontology annotation, biological process: cell-matrix adhesion. Gene Ontology annotation, cellular component: lysosome; extracellular region. The record is from RefSeq and is a predicted model, not a curated record. Lineage: Eukaryota; Metazoa; Chordata; Actinopteri; Pomacentridae. The transcript has 7 exons.